CCUGGGAGAGGCAGGUGGGGCGGAGGGGAGGGGAGAGAAGCCCCUCCGGGGCUCCCUGUUGCUUUGCCCGGCCGGGGCCUCCGCCUCCCUCUGAUCUCAUCACCGGCCCCCACCAGGCAACCACCAUGUCGCCCAAGGCCGGGAACGGGUGUCUCAGCCUCACGAAAUAUUUCCUCUUCGUGUUCAAUCUCUUCUUCUUCGUCCUCGGUGGACUCCUCUUCUGCUUCGGGCUGUGGAUUCUCUUCGACCGGAACAGCUUUGCCUCCUUCCUGGGUGUGUCGUACUCCCCGCUCCGUGCAUGGUCCUUCGCGCUUUCAGCCUCCGGGAUCCUGACGAUGCUGCUCGGCUUCCUGGGCUGCCUUGGUGCCCUCAAAGAGAUCCGCUGCCUGUUGGGCUGCUAUUUUGGGGUCCUGCUCCUCCUUUUCACAGCCCAGAUCACCUUGGGAGUCUUGAUCUACACCCAGCGUGGCCGCCUGAAGGCGAAAGUGGGCGAGGUGGUGGUGGACUUAAUCGAGAACUACCAGCAGAAGCCAGGAAAAGAACGGGUUGGUGAGGAGAACUGGGAUUAUGUCCAAUUCCAGCUCCACUGCUGUGGCUGGGCCUCCCCCCAGGACUGGACUCGGAACCCGGGUCUGCGUUCCAACAGCUCGGCCCCCCAAGUUCCCUGCUCCUGCCGCAACAGCACCGAGAUCCACUCCAACGUGACGGUUGACUCCACGACUGCGCUGGUUGGCCCCGGGGCCCCAGUGGCCCCCAUCCCCUCUGGCUUCUGCCCUGGGGAUGUGGCUGUCUACAGGGAGGGCUGCGCCCGCAGUGUCCACGCGUGGCUCAAUAACAACCUCAUCUCCAUCGUUGGCGUCUGCCUGGGCAUCGCACUGCUUGAGCUCGGGGUUAUGGCCCUCUCGAUGUUCCUGUGCAGGAACCUGGAUCACAACUACAACAAGCUCGCGCGAUACUCCUAGGCCUUGACCCCUUGCUCAGGGGACUGUGACGCCUCCGUCUCCACCCUCAGGUUCAGGGAUAAACCACUGCACCUUUCCUCUCCCCAUCCCUCCAGUCCUGGGGGGGCCGGUUCCCCUCCACAGAGCUGUAUAUAUUUUUGUGACUCUCCACCACCUCCUCCCUCAGCUCCCAAGGUGUCUUCCUAACUCCCCGCUUUUCCCCCGCUACCUCCCCACUGCUGGCUUCUGCUUUCCUCAGGGACCGAAUAACUUCUUCCCCGCAUUCAUCCACUCCCUUCCGGGGUCUAAACCGUUCCUCCAGCUGAACCCUCUCUGUCCCCCACCUCCUUUCAAGGAUCCUUUGGAGUCCCAGCCCCACCCCGCCUUUCUCCCUCCCAGCCCAUUCCUUGCGCCUCUCUUUCAGGUACGUUUUAUAAAUAAACAAUUUUAUGGGGUUUUCUGGCCUGGCCU
Molecule: messenger RNA, 1412 nt
Organism: Tachyglossus aculeatus (Australian echidna)
Lineage: Eukaryota; Metazoa; Chordata; Mammalia; Monotremata; Tachyglossidae
Gene: CD37
Product: CD37 molecule
Exons: 8
Coding region: 126-962 (278 amino acids)
Cellular component (GO): membrane
Source: RefSeq, a predicted model, not a curated record